AUGCUGAGCUUCGUCAGUGGCAGUGGUGCCCGUUCGAGGAGAUCAGCGCAGCAAAUUUCCAGCUCUGAGCCACGUGGUGAAGUCGAAAACAUGUCCUCAACAGCUCCCCGUCGGUCAGCAAGGCUCCCGUUGCCCGGAUUCAGUGGCCCGCAAUCUAUAGUAACCAUACAUGUCAGCCGAAACAAAAGGAAGCAGACCUUUCUGGUCCAUAAGCAAUUUAUUUGCUUUUACUCUAGUUAUUUCAAUGCCGCGUUCAAUGGUGAAUUUCAAGAGGGCCAAACACAAACCCUUGAGCUAGAAAACGUUUUUCCGAGUCUGUUUGCUAUAUUUGUCAACUGGAUCUACACCCAGAAGAUCGUGGCCGACGACAAUUAUGCACCCACUCUGUUUUCUCUGAUUCAGCUUUGGAUUCUCGCCGAUAGGCUACUUGUUCCGAAGCUCCAGAAUAAAAUACUUGGUCAACUAGAGAUUCGCCGAGCAGAUAAUGUCCCCUUUUCCGGUGAAACACUUGCUUCUUUCUACAAUCACACGGUAACCGGGAGCCCUUUACGUCGGUACCUCGCAGCUUGGUGUUCGAACGGUAUCGAAUGCAAAAUCAAAUUAGCCGAUGGGUAUCCUCAGGAGCUACUGAUUGACAUAUUUAACUGGAACUUGGAACAUAACAAUACGCACCCAGGUUACUUUACGGACAAGCAGAUAAAGGAUUUAUUUUGGGUUAAGUCGGAGGAAGAUGAUGUUAUAGACCGAGAGAGGUUACUUGGACUCCAAAUCCCUUUUCAAGGUGCAUUCAAGAUUGUACACAACUUAUACAGCGCCAUCUUGGUGUUGCCUUAUUUGUAUAGGCAACAGAAGGAUGCCGCCAUCUUUCACAACUGUUGGGGCACUCAAGCUACUUUCUAA
Venustampulla echinocandica is the source of this 900-nucleotide messenger RNA. RefSeq lists its product as uncharacterized. The transcript has 3 exons. Bases 1 to 900 code for a protein of 299 amino acids. Gene Ontology annotation, molecular function: protein binding. The record is from RefSeq and is a predicted model, not a curated record. Lineage: Eukaryota; Fungi; Ascomycota; Leotiomycetes; Helotiales; Pleuroascaceae.